AUGAACGCGGCCCGCAAUCUUGUCGGUUUCGCGGACUUUACAGUGGGAAAGGCUGAAGGCGAAAAACUCCCAAUAGAUGCAGCUCCCGCAAGCAAAGACGUAACCGGAACUGCGUACGUGGGGUCAGUGUGCACGGCACUGAAAGGUAAUGCAGUGUCUGCUCAAGAAUCAGCCACGCUGGAUGGCACAUACGCUUACGCGGUUCAAGAAGGAGCUACUGCUGACUGCGAAGCCGCAGUGGAGCACUGGAAAGCAGCCCUGUCUAACUUUGACGGCGUGCCUCCGCAAUACAAAGAAGAAACAGCGCCUUAUGACAACCCUCAAAAUAUUUCCUUCAUUUCCCUGUUCAACCCCAAUGAAAAUCCCAAAGUGGACUGCGCAUACUUCACCUGCCCAGCACAACAGGCGGAUUCGCAGCAGAGAAACAAUCUUGUCGACGGAGAGGGGGAGGGAGAAGGGGAAGAGGGUGAUCCCGAAGCUGAUAGCGGUGGGAGCGGUCCAAAGCCGGACGACGGGGGUACGAGCACCACAGACAAAGAAGUGAAGGCUCUUGUUUGCGUCACCACGCCAAAGGUCUUAAAUAAAGACGCCGCCCCAUACACGCAAGCCCAGUGGGAUCAGAUCACCGCUGGCCUCAACAAAAGCGCUGCACCAGCAUUGCCUACGUUCCUCGGCUUUGUUGCCACAGCAGUUGGCAUUCUUAUCCUUUGA
Eimeria mitis is the source of this 711-nucleotide messenger RNA. RefSeq names its product SAG family member. The record is from RefSeq and is a predicted model, not a curated record. Bases 1 to 711 code for a protein of 236 amino acids. The transcript is spliced from 3 exons. Lineage: Eukaryota; Apicomplexa; Conoidasida; Eucoccidiorida; Eimeriidae.